Penicillium soppii is the source of this 351-nucleotide messenger RNA. Its product is annotated as SBDS family protein. The transcript is spliced from 3 exons. The coding region runs from base 1 to 351 and encodes 116 amino acids. NCBI's taxonomy places the organism in Eukaryota, Fungi, Ascomycota, Eurotiomycetes, Eurotiales, Aspergillaceae. The record is from RefSeq and is a predicted model, not a curated record.
AUGCCUCGUGGAAACGAAACCGCCCAUAAGAUGUACUACAAGGGUAGUUCCGAAGACUUCAUUGUCUUCGUCGAUGACCAUGAAAUUCUCCAGAAGUGGAAGACCGACCGCACCAUCCCACUAUCUGAAGUCCUGAACGGCUGGAAGAUCUUUGUGACUCACUCCCACGGAGCCCAGGGUGUCCUCGACACCGCUAGCAAGAGCGCUCUCCAGAAUGAAUUCGGCACAACUGACGAGGAUGAAAUCAUGAAGAAGAUUCUCGAGGGUGGCGAGUUCCAGGCUUCUACUGCACGCGAGCGUCAGGGCAGCAAGAAUGACUCCAUGGGGCCCAUGGCAGGCCCUGGUCGCUAA